Messenger RNA from Amoebophrya sp. A25, 8787 nucleotides. NCBI's taxonomy places the organism in Eukaryota, Dinophyceae, Syndiniales, Amoebophryaceae. The record is from the annotation of a GenBank genome assembly.
AGCGACGCCAAAAGUGAAGACUUCCUGUAGUUACAAGAAGUGUUAUCAAGAAACUGCGCAUUUCCCCUAAAACUCAAUUGAUUCAUCGAUCCCAAAUAUCCCUAUUUUUGUCUUAUAAUUACAUUCGAACACGAAGAAGUAGGAUUUUUUUUAACCACCCAAACCUAGCCAGCCUGUGACUAACGUAAACUCAAAUCCUCUCCUGAUCCAUAGUGUCUCUUAAUUAAAGGUUUUAGAAGCAAAGUCCAGCAAGUUCGAUUAGUUCCAGUUCAAGCUUAAGAUAAAAAAGACGAGUUCUUAGGCACAUACCUCUUGUUAGGCACAUUCAUUCAUUCAUUCAUUUUCAUUCCAUCACACUAACCACUUUGAUCACGCUUACGCACGCAUACCCUUACCUUAGACAAGAUCCGAUCCAGUGAGUAUUUGAACUCUUAGAAAAAGUAAAUAUGCAAGAAAGCCAAAGCUGCUGUGUAAUUCGCAAAGAGUGACUCGCCUAGUUACUUUUCGAAGCCAUUUCUUAGUACUUAAUUCUACAUAGACGCUGAGUUGUAUUUUAUCGUUUGGUUCUUUCAUUUCUUGUUACGAAGUUAUCAUUAGAUUCUUGAAAAUGGGGCACUUCAGUUUGCUAUUCGCGAAAAACUGCCGCACCAACCUUGGCUGCAGUUGUGGCGGGUGCAUUAGGCUAUUUUAUCCCGGCAUCCUCAUGGUGCUUUUCGGUUUCCUGUCCGUAUUAUGGUUGAUUCUCGAUAAAAGCCUUUUCAACCAGCAACAUGAUUGGUAUGAAUGGGAGCGUCGCAUAACUACCAACAGCUUCUAUGGUGCCAUCAUUCGGGAGAGAGAAAGUUCCUUCCGGUUGACCCCUUUUUUGUGGUUUUCUUCGACGAUGAUUUUCUCCGGGCUGCUAGCGUCAGUUCUUCCCAUGCGCCUCGUUCACUCGGUGGUCUCCGAGAGAACCUACGCAGAAGUCGAGUCUGGGAUGAUGAACAUGCAGCUUGUGUACGGAGUGAAGCGCAGCGUAUACUGGUCUGCGCACUUCUUGUUUUGGUACCUCAUUUUCAUUCCAUUCGCGCUUAUCGGUGGUAUCGGCGUGGUCAUGUAUACUGACACCUGGGUGAACCGUGACGCAAAAACAAACCAUGCGCUGUACGCGGAGGGUAAAUUUCUGCCCUGCUUGGCCUUUCUUUUCCCGGUCUUCAGUGCUUUGCUGGUUUCGGCGACCUUCGCUGUCGAAGCGCCCACGCGCGAAAAGUUUCAGAGCAUGGUCAACUCUGUAGCCGUUCUGGGUUCCUCCCUCGGAAUCGCUCUAUCCUUCGCUUUGGAUUUGAUCUUCCCGUCCCGCGGAAGUAUGUGGGCGACGGUACUGCAGACUAUUGCCGACACGGCUGCGGCCAAAACGGAGUGUCCGUCUACCAAGCUGGGCGGGAUCAACAUGAUCGCGAAUGGUAUUCUCGGGACACUCAUUCCCGGAUACGGGACCAUGCGCAUUCUCACGCGCGGAAUGCAGUCCUACUACGCCAUUUGGCUGGCUUUUAACUAUGGACUUGCGAAAACCAAUAAGAACAACGAGAACCCGAGUUCUGCCACAGUAAGCGGCGCAAAUAGCGGCCGUAGCGACCCGAGUCCAUUUUCCGCCAAGGGCACCGAUUCCUACUCGGUGUACUGGUGUGCGGCCACCGGAACACUGCAACCGCCCGGACCGCUUGGUCAAGCGGGCAAUCUGGACCAAGAACUGGCGAAGGUAAUGCGCAACAUCGGCGCCGACAAAAUGUGGGAAAAUUCUGGGGAGUACAAGUUCACGGUCAUCAUUGACUACAUUGGCAUCUUUCUUAACGUGGUUUUCUGGUUUGUGAUGCUCGUGUGGCGCCAGAGCCGUCGCAUGUCAGCGGAGCGGGGGGAUGUCGCCACGACCAGCGCCCCGGCGGCGCACCCAAUGCUUCCGGCAGCAAUGGAUGACGAGAGGCUUCUCCCAGCGGAUGCGGUUGCAGAGCCUGAGAAAUACGCCCUCGUGCUGCACAAUCUCACGAAGAGCUUUGCCGGCAAGAAAUCGCUCGCGAACGACAAGAUCUCCUUCGCAGUGAAGCGUGGCGAAAUUUUCGGCCUCUUGGGACACAACGGCGCGGGGAAAACGACGAUGGUUUCGCAAAUUGUGGGUAUGAUCCCAUGCACGGAUGGAGACGCGUGGGUGGACGGGAAAAGCAUUCGGUCUGAUCUUAUGGAGAGAUGAAUACUUCUUUAGCGAUAAUUGUUAGUGUUCCGUUUCUAGGUACAAAUGGAACUCCUCGUUUAAUACUCCUAGUGUCGACUGAUCUUAGUGCACGCUUUUGAAGGAACAGUGGUUCAGUCUUGAGCCAGAUCCUGUUUUCCUCACAUGCAAGCGUGAGAAGGAUUCUCAGGCUCAUGUUGACUCUUCUACCCUAUCCGAGUGUGAGUUGCCUUGUGAUUUUCCUUCAUUUUCGCCGGCGCGGUGCAGCAGCGAGUUUCCUUGUGCCCACAAGUGAACCCCUUUUGGGAUGGCUUCACGCUACGAGCACACGCCACAAUGUUUGCGAAGCUGCGAGAUCCUACUCGCGAUGAUGGGGAGAUCAACGCCAAGAUCGAAGAGUACGCUGCGGGCCUUGGAUUGCGUCGCAAGCUCGACGGACUGUGUGAAGAACUCUCCGGUGGACAGAAGCGCCGUUUGUGGGUUCUUUGCUCUCUGCUAGGAAAAACGCCGCUGGUGCUGAUGGAUGAGCCCACUUCUGGCAUGGACCCGCAGGCACGACGCGACUUUUGGCAAAUGCUGAAGCGGGUGGUGAAGCAGGAGAAUCGCGCUGUGGUCUUCUCCACGCAUUACCUCGAGGAAGCAGAUUUGUUGGCCCAGCGCAAGGUGAUUCUGAGCGCCGGGCGUGUGAUGGCAUUGGGUACGAGCGCGGAGCUGAAGCGGCAGUGGGGCGUCGGCUACUGGUUGCACGUCGCGGUGAAACCCGAAGUAGUGCCUGACGAUGGAACUGCCGUGGCGUUACUGGAGAAUGAAGUCGGGCGCAACGUGGUUGCCAUGCAGUUGGCGAGCGCAGCGGUGCGCGGUCCGUCGGUAUCUGGUGGUGAUGUGACGCCGCGCAAUGGUGGCGAUGUACAGUUGGUCUACCGCGAGAAGCUUGCGAAGGGCACCGACUUGCUGGAUGCUAUGGCCGCGGAAAAUGGUGGGCAGCAUCGCGAGCUGGGGAAGCGCAAGCUUUUCGUGAGCAACCCCCGCAUGGCGCCGCAUUUUCUUUCCUUCUCGAUCCCGUGGGCCAAGGCCUCGUGUAUCCCGAAGAUCCUCGCCCAGCUGGAACCGGAUACGCGUCUGCGCGCUACGCUCGAGAUGACGACGCUGGAGGAAGUGUUCUCUACGGUUGGAGAGCGCGCGCAUCGGGGAGACGAGCAUGAUCCAGAUGAGUUUGACGGCACUUUCGAGUCGCCGGCGACGCCUGGGGAGGACACCAGCUCGGGCUUACCGCUGCAGCUGCGGCCAAGGCGUCUGGAGUUUCGUGCACAGUUUUCUGCGUUGUUUCGCUUCCGAAUGGCGGAACAGCUGCUGCCGGACAUCCGUACCUACGUGAUGGUCGGGCUCUUCCACUUGUUCAUGCUGGUCACCAUUAUCGCCUUCAACAAGAUGAAUCAGGCACCGGUGGACGAUCAGCCCCUCUCGGGGGUGGAAUUCUUUGCCAACGUCCUGGCUGUGGGGAUUGGCGCAGUGGUUUUUCCGGCGAUCAUGCAGCUAGCGGGCAUCGACAGCACAGCGGACAUUCUGGGACGCGAGCGCGAGGAGGGGAUUCUGCAGCACAUGUUGAUGCACGGCCUCUCACCUGGCGCUUAUCAUUUGGCGAACUUUUGCAGCUUUGUUCUCUCGCACUCACUAUUGGUUUGGCUCCCGCUGCUCAUCCUCUUUGUCUCGCUUGUCGAGGUUUUCCGCGGUACAGCGAUGCUUGCUGUAAUUUUUGUUUUCCUGUGUAUGAUUCCUUCAACUAUUUUGUGGGCUAUGCUUUUCGGGAAGGUUUUUGGCAAGGGCGGGCGAAGCACUUUCGCCAUUUUGGGUUUCGCGGUACCGCUUUUCAGCAUGACCCUUGGCAAGGUUGUGUCCGAGCUGAAAGCGGAAGAUCUGCCGUCGCAAACUCCCGAGGAAUUUUCAUCAACCCGCAGCUCCUUCGUAGAGGAGAGUUCGACAUCGAUAUUCGAGAACGCAACAGGAGCAGCCCCUCCGACGACUUUGCACCGAGAACAGGAACAAAUAACUACUACGGCCUCGACGUUCAUGUCUAUGUCGUCGGGCUCGGCGGGUCUCCAGCACUGGGAGAUGGCGUUCGAUGGCGCAAUGGCCAGGACCAGGAUCUCUUCGGAUGCCUCGUAUGAAGAGAGUGAUAUCGUUGCCGAAGAUCAAAAUCCAGACGUCGUCGUCGUCGGGUCGACACCGGGAGUGUCCUUCGCGCAACAGCCCGCAGCAGGAGGGAGCAGCCGUGUGCAGCAGAUGCUGAAGGAGCUUCGUGCCAAGGUGAGCGCCGCUAAGUCACGACGUUUUGAACGGCAGAAAGACUUUCUGUGCAAAAAGGCUUUCACUGGGCAAGAAAUUCAGAUCAAGUACAGCAUGGCGUGGGUGUUGUCGACCAUUUCGCUGUUUCUGUCUUUGCUCUUUCCCGGGGUCGCUAUCGAUGCCGCGAUGCGACACAUUUUCAACCAGUAUAAGAUACAGAGCGUCUUUGUAGUCAUGCUCGAACACGCGCUUAAGACGGAGAACUUCAAGAACCUGUUUAAGAUUCUCGAGACAAUGUCGCAGGAGGAGCGCGAAAUGAUCCGGGGCGCGAUGAAGCAGGAGCUGGGGAUUGAUCUGGCGGAUUUGCCCACUCGCUCGUGGCCAGCCAGCUGGUACUUAUUCGGAACGAUGCCACAAGAGGUGGAGACGCUUCUGGAUAACGAGACGCUCUGGCGCGUGUACCCGGAACACCUCGGUGAGUCGAAAGGAUGCCGAUCCGACAAUUUUUUCCGGCCCAUGGCAUGGAUGUUGGUCUGGGCACCCUUUUGGAACCUCUUGUUCGUGACAGUGCUCUUUUUCCUCUCCUUCUCCUGCGACAGCUGUAAGCGCGGGCGCAAGGCCAUCACGCGGGGAGAGCUUCCGCAGGUUGUGGACGACAUGUCUCGCGACGGCGAUGUGAAGGUGGAGGAGCAGCGGGUGAUGGCGCUGCGCUCGGGCAGUCAAAUGCCCGUCCCCGGUGGUGCGCAGCAGAUGGCUGGGGAUGAUGCCGACAAGGUGUAUGUGCAGGAUGUGCGUAAGCGCUUCUACGAUUCGCGUAAGAACCCGUUCUGGGCGACGGCCGGAGUGUCGUUUGGCGUGAAGAAAGGCGAGUCCUUCGGUUUGUUGGGGCCAAACGGUGCCGGUAAGACGACGCUGUUCAAUAUGCUGAGUGGCGACCUGAAUAUCGGUCCACCUGACACGGGGGCCAUCGUGGUGGACGGAACCGAGCAGGUGGACACGCAGUUCGAGCACGGUUACCAGAUCAUGGGUUUAUGUCCUCAGUUCGACAAGAUCUGGCCCAAGGUGACUGCAGAAGGGCACCUGCGGCUCUACGCGCGGCUCUGCGGCCAGUACUACCCUCCAAGUGGAGCCACUGGCGGCGAGAACGAGACUCUCAUGGGUCGUGAAGGUGACUGGGGGGAAAAGCGCAUUCAACGCUUCCUGCGCGAGGUAUCGCUCUCUGCAGAGGACGCGAAGCGACCAUCUGGAGGCUACUCUGGCGGAAUGAAGCGCAAGCUAUCAGUGGCCUUCACUCUCAUCACUGAUCCGGAACUCGUCUUCUUCGACGAAAUGUCUGCAGGGGUACCUACAUAUUCUCAAGAACCUCUGAACAAUAUCUUUUUCCUUGUCAAAUUUUCUAAAAUUUUUGAGCUACUUAGUACUCGUAGUGUUUGAAUGGUUGCCACUAAUAUUGCUGCUCGUCUUCAACAUUCAACACGCUCGCUCCUUCGACAUUGACGCGUUUUUGUCAUUUUUCUUUUUGAAAAAGCAGUUGCAGUAGAGAAUGCUAAUGAGGAGUCGUGGACUCCAUUCAAAUUCAAAUUUUCAUUCACACCGCUUUCUUCAUCUUUAUAGACAAAGCCCUUCUUUAGGUUGACAUUGUCGCGCAGCGUGCGUUGUGGACGAAACUGAUCGACCGCCCGUUGGGUCAGACUAUUGUGUCGACGACGCAUUCGAUGGUGGAGGCUGACUCGACCUGCGACAAACUCGCCAUUUUGGUUGGCGGUCGCCUGCAGUGCUUCGGCAGUACUGCACGAAUUAAGCAGGUCUACGGAAGCGGAUUCCACCUGGAACUGAUCCUGCGCAACGCUGAUGCCAUCUUUGCCGAUGAGGAAGAGGGGCCGGCUGCUAGUACAUUAUGUCUUUUUCUCUUGAAUAUCUUUUAUCCAGCAUUUAUUUGGCAUCAAAUGACACGACCCAUAGAACAGUUAUGGACGACAUAUUUAUACAUAGUACAAAAAGUGCAGUCGGCUUCUUGAUGCAGAAGCAUGAUCCCACAGUGGGCCUAAAUAUGAGAGAUUGAGCAGAACCGGUCACGUGUGCCUGUCAACGGGAAUGAGCAGUGGUUUCUCUCCUGGAGAAUGUUUGAAUGAUAUUCGAUCGCCCACUACUUUUACCGUAUUGUCGAUUGCUAAGGUAUUUUGUGCGACGUUGACAUUGUGCGGUGAGAAGUUUUUUUUUGCAUGAUUCGACAUUUUUACUUCUCCCCUUAUCAGGCAACGGAAGCCGUCGGCGGUCCAGCUAUGGGAAUAUUGUGAUGAACGCUCGCAGUGCCGGCAUGUCUCAUCUUAUUCAGGAAGACGCGAGUUCGAGGCCGCUCGUGCAGUCGAUUCAGAACUUCCUGCAAUCUCGCGGGGUCAACGUCGGCGGAGGCCAAGGCGGGCUGUCAAUCACCACUCUCGAGAAGAUGCCCUUCGGUGGAGGUCGCGGUCGUCUGGUGCUCGGGAUCGGCGUCGAUCAAGAGGCGGCUAAUCCUGCAGCGGUAUAAUCAUGAAGACUUCGUCAUGUUUGUUGUUUAUCAUCACUGUUUAUGGUAGGCCUAGCUGGUAGACGAUUUAUUUGCAUUGAUUUCCACCUUUCCCUUGUAGAAUGGCAAUGACUCUCGGACUUUUCGCGUGACUUGCACUUGUGCCAUUAUUUCGUCUCGUUUCUACUCUCUUGAGAGCUGUAACGCCUCCUGACUGUACUAGGCGCCAAUUCACCCACUCGGUCACUUCAACGAACAUCUCAGGCUCAAAAGGCAGCUGAAAACGCGGCUCCCUUGCGCGUUCUGAGCCCCAUUUUUGAAUGGUGCCUUACGGACUCGAUGGGCAUGGUGGAGGACUUUUCUCUUGGUGAGCCCACACUUGAGCAAAUCUUCUUGCGGUUUGCAAAGCAGCAAGAACUCUUGGAUGCUAUGCGGGGCUUGGGUAACUAAGUGACUCCUUAGCUGCAAUACCGAGCCGUCUGCUCUAAUUCUAUAAAUUUGGAAUUUUUCUCUAAUCUGUUUUCUUUAUUCCGGAGAACCAUAUCACUACCAGCAGCAGGUGGAUGUAAUAAAAUUCAAGGAAGGCGCAAAUAGUAGUAAUAUCCAUUUCGUUCCAAUUGAUUCAUAGUGGCUCUCCUAGUCAACUUGUUGCCAUCAAAAUCUUCCGCAUUCGCUAUGAUUUACUUACACGCGGGCACUCCGUGCGAUAUUUUCUUAAUGUCUAGGCUACUGGGCACAGACUGUUAAUAAUUGUUGAUACUUAAAUAUUUCCUUGCCGUGAUUCGAUUGGCAAGCUGCGACUUCAGGUCUAUUGUUUUUUAAGGGGUGCGCUACAAAGAAAUACAAAGUAAAAGUAAAAGUAAAUAAAGUAUGCGAGCUGCGAAGCUCAAGAAAAUAACCGCCGAACACUUAAAGAAGCGCACGCACCCAACAGGCAAGGCGGGACGUAUUCGCCGUGAUAGUUUUUCCCAUUCUGCUAGAGCUUAGAACAACCCUCGCCCGCGUUGUUUGUCGUUGUAUGCACUUGGCUACAGAACCUGCCACAUGUUGGCCAGUAGCUGGAGCAAUGCCGACGGCAUUCAUUGGCUAGGGAUUCUGUAACUACGAGAUAUCGAAAAUUCAAAAUGUGACAAGAUGUCACGAGCCGUGCUCGUCAGCGUAGUUGUUUGAUGUUGAUGAAGCGCGCGGGGAACAACAAUGAAUGGGGGUGAUGCAUAGACGAGUAGGGCGUGAUGUACAUUCGUGCACGGGAAACAGCAUGGAGUAAAAUUGUUUUUUGUCAGUUCCAUGAUCAUAAGGUUGAGAUCUGAGUGAAAGUAGCGCGGAUACAGGAAGCGUAAAACUAAAGAAUUUGUGAUACAGACCCUCACUAAGUUACGGUUGGGGUUCGGGCAAUGCGGUACAGUCCUUCAUUGAUGGCUAUGCCUAUUGAAGGAGCAACUCUGACACAGUGGGCAUAUCAUAGGCGACAGUGUAAAUGCGAAGGAUGUGGCAUCACCUUCGGAAGAAAUGCUGAGCUCUGACUUGUUGGUCAGCUUAGCGUCCGAGUAUCGUCGCGGUAGCAUAAAGUACGCAUAGAGUCUAGAUAUCUUGAAUGGUGCAAGAGUUUUUUUUGGUCUUCUGUGUCUAUUCAAAUCGGAAAUAGCAGCUGCGAUGAUGUUGGAUAUUGCUCAUGGUAUGGUCUCGGCGCUUCUUGGUACUUCUUUGCCGCGCCGAAAUUAGUUUAUUGUCCAGGACUGAAAAUUGUUCUAAAAUGUUGGCAGAGUGGACAUAUUUAUAGUUACCUGACGUAAAA